Etheostoma spectabile (orangethroat darter) is the source of this 7382-nucleotide messenger RNA. RefSeq names its product dual specificity phosphatase 3a (gene dusp3a). The transcript is spliced from 3 exons. Bases 155 to 814 code for a protein of 219 amino acids. Gene Ontology annotation, cellular component: cytoplasm. Lineage: Eukaryota; Metazoa; Chordata; Actinopteri; Perciformes; Percidae. The record is from RefSeq and is a predicted model, not a curated record. Gene Ontology annotation, molecular function: protein tyrosine/serine/threonine phosphatase activity; MAP kinase phosphatase activity. Gene Ontology annotation, biological process: protein dephosphorylation; negative regulation of MAPK cascade.
AAAAAAAAAAAAAAAACGUUCCCGCCUCAUCAUCAGACAAGUGGACAACAAGGCAGCUCGCGCACGACUCACUUGCGAAUGUAAAAUGCAGAUGAAUGCACGAGUCUGGAGCUGGCUGUUAUCUAACGUUAGUUAGGAGGGGAAAAGAAGAGCCAUGAAGAAACACCUGAGUCCUGCAAAACAGCAGCAGCAGAAGCAGCAGCAACCACCGGCGGAUGCCCCGGCUCCGGGCGGCGAGGUUAACGUCACCUACCAACAACUCAACGAGCUCCUGACAAACGGCAGCGGGUUCUACAGCUUACCGACACAACACUUCAACGAGGUCUUCCCCCGAAUAUACAUCGGUAACGCGUUCGUAGCCCAGAAUGCAAUGCGUCUGCAGAAACUCGGAGUGACACACAUCCUCAACGUGGCGGAGGGCACCUCCUUCAUGCAUGUCAACACCAGUGUGGACUUCUAUGCCGGCACGGGUAUCACGUACCAUGGUAUCCAGGCCAACGACACGGAGCAGUUCAACCUCAGUGCCUUCUUUGAGGAAGGGGCCGAUUUUAUUGACAAGGCCCUAGCACACAAUAAUGGAAAAGGGAAAGUGUACGUACACUGCAGAGAAGGGUACAGCCGCUCCCCUACCAUGGUUGUUGCUUACCUCAUGCUGCGCCACAAAAUGGAUGCCCGGCUGGCGGUGGCCACCGUGAGGCAUAAGAGAGAAAUUGGUCCCAACGACGGCUUCCUUCGCCAACUGUGCCAACUUAACGAGAAGCUGGCAAAGGAAGGCAAGCUGAACGGGGAGGUGGGCAAACUAAAGACCAAGUGAAAGCAGGACAAACCCUCUGCCCUGUCUCCUCCCAUCAUGCCUUUCACAGGCGUUCAGCUACUCUCGGACCCCGCCCUGACCAAACCAGCACCCAUCUGACACACCAAGGGGUAUUCUGAAACACAAACAUACAAGCAUUUAUCUGUGUAGAUAAUUAUUCUUCAUGCGCACACACACAAUCUCACACAUUUUCGUUUAUAAAUCUUCAGUUCACAUCUGUCACUGCUGCGUGUAAAGAGGGCUUGUGUCAGUCCUCUGCUUCCUUCCACAAAGAGUGUGAUCUCACAAACUCCCCCCCCCUUUUUUUAAACUCCACACAGAUGUGCAGACAUUUCGCUGCUAGCACCCAAAAGCAGUACCUUAAAGCAUUCCUGCAAUCCUCCGCAAGUUGAGAAGGUGAAAACUUUGCCCUGAUUUUUAAGAUUAUAGCACAAUCAUUCCAUAGUUUUCCACUGCCGGGAAUAUCAGUAAUGUCUCCGCCAGCAGGACGACUCUAUAAACCCCAAAUGAACUGUUAGAUGUUAAAAAGUCGACGGCCACACAAGAUGCAGACAAAAUAUGCCAUAUGUGAAUGCAUAGAGGAAAAUCCAUAAACAUUCCAUGAAAACUGAAAACAAAACAAAAAAACGCUCGAUCCGUAAAAUUCUCUUCUACCCUUAGGGGCAGAUAUUUAAUGCACAAACACAAAUAAUUCACACUAAUGCAAGCUGUAACUCUGUGUAGCAUUUCAGUCGGCAUCCUCGACUCUCUCCGGCCUCUAGUUUGAUGGCGGUAGCACUGAGGCACGGGGCAGCAGGAACAGCGACAGAAAAGGUCGAGCUAAUUAAAAAUAACGAGCUGCUGAGUGGGUUGUUUACGUAGCAGAACAUAUUUGCCUGCUGAUUUGACGAAUGUUCAUUAACGCUAAAUGUGACGUUAUUUCGGUUUGUCACUGAGCUCAGUCAUCCUGCAGUACAAUGUCUGAGAGCAACAUUGGACUGAAUAUUCUCUUCAAAAAAAUACAGCUAAGAUACAGGAUUUGAUUUCUAAAGUGGUGUAUUUACAAUUUAAAUUUCCUCCUGCAUUGAAAAUAAUAAGAGUGGCAGUCUUUUGAAGUUAUUCUAAUAUAGUUAGACAUGUCAUUUUACUCACCAACUUUCAUUAUCUGGAGAAAAGGAGAGGUUGAUAAAUACACCAAUCACAAUCUGCUGGUUCGGUUUGUGUGUUAGAGGCAAGUUUUACUACUACUACUAGUGGGAAACACUUUUAAUGAGCACUGUAACAGUUUUCCAGAGCUUUACACAAGUGUGUUUUUACAUCCAUCGUUUUACACGUGUAACUACAUUGAUGCGUUUUGGGCUUUGAACGCUGCCAAAAGGCAGAUGACCUACACUCUGAACUAGGGGUGUGACGAGACGCUCGGCUCACGAGACCGAGACAAGAUGCAAUUUUAACACUAUUUUAAAGAAAAUUUUAUUAAGAAAUUAAGAAAUAUGACUGGAAAAAUAGUCUUUACUCAGAGAACCAAGGUUCAAACGUGACCAAGUGUUUCAUUGCAACAGUAAACAAGUAAGUGGGCUGCUCUUUGUAUCGAUUUAUGGCCAUUUUAAGAGGAGGGGAGAACAUUUCUCUUUUUUAAUAUCUGAACAACAGAAACACCACUUAAUCUCUUGUUCCUUGUCUUUUGGCAAUAAACUAAGUUGAGAUUUGAUCAUAGCUGAUAAAUGCUACUACAUGUUGCACUGAGCGACAAAAUAAACAUAAACACAGCUUAAUGAUAGUUGAAUAUUCAGUUAGUUGACUGCCAGAAAAUUAGUCUUCAAAUAUUUUGGUAAUUGUUUUCAUUGUUUUCCAAGCAUUGUUUUCCAGUUUACCACCUUCAAACUAGAGGCCUUUUUAGUUUUAGCAGUCAGAUGCAUCACAAGGGAAGGAUGCCACCAACUCUUCCAACUGAAAGUUCCAGUCAUCACGCCAGAGAGUUGUCCACUGCCACUUCCCUGACACAGCCAUUCGGUCAGUAUCCAACACCACUGUCUCAUCAACACAGUUUUGUCAGCGGUCCAUACACAACAUGUCUCACUCCAAAGUGUGUGUGUCAUACAGUAAUUAAUAAUGCCUGACUUUAUGCACACACAGGGUCACAUCACACUUUAUGUUUGUAUGUACUUAAGCAUUGCAAUAUAUGUCAAUACCCCCAUCAGAUAUAUAGAAUGUACUCACAUCUAAAUACAAACAGUAGUUCAACAAUACAUUUUGAAAGUAUCUAUUACUGUAAACUAAAUCGGUGCCAGGAAGGACGGCAAUGGAGUGUUUUAAAAAAAAAAAAAAAAACUUGAGAGAGUUGUUUUUGAGACAAAUUCCCAUCAAAGUGCAGGCGGUUUGAGAUGGGAAGGCAGAGCUGUUGAGCUGGAUGACCACCAGCAUCACUCAGAAAAGAGUUCACUUUGUCCCUCACAUCAGAUUGCAUAUUAACAAAUGGCCUCGGGGCAUGUUAGCAUGAAUCCAGAGCAAUAGUUGUCUCAGAAAGGCGAGCGGAAACUAGGUUGUCUCACCCCAUUAAUGGCACUAUUUAUUCCUCCUUUGAUAUAUCUGUAUACAUAUGAAUAUAUACAUGUAUACUGUAUAUACAUAUUUAAGUGUUGACAUAUAUGAAUGUAUGAGCAAUGUGUCUAUAACGUGUAGGUAUCGUCAGUAUGUCUUAAGUCUUUAUAUAUCAUGUUAUAUUUGUACAUGGCAUCAAGGAUUAGCUCCUGCAUUCUUUCUGUUCCACAGUUGAUUACAUGUACAUUCAUAUUCAAGUAGAAUGUACAUGUAAAAUAUUGCGUGUGAUUGUGAUGUAUCUUAUCACAAUGAUAGCAGGGUUCUUUUUUUCCAAGCUGGGAUGCUGAGGCAUGUCAUCAUCAUGUUUACUAAUGUUUUGUACAGUUUUAAGUUCCCAUGGUAAUUUAUUCAUAAUAUACAGCAAGAUGCAGGUGGCAGCAUAAGACGGACACGGAUUAUCUGGGAUAUUACAUCAUGUCCAAGGAUACAUAUUCAUCCCUCAGAACAUUUACAGAAGCUGGACGUUUUCUGUGAAGAUUGAUAUUUCUGUUUCUCUGCAUGAGAAUGAACUUAAUCUCCAGCUACACUUUAUAUUUCAAUGCAAUGUUUUUAGCCGCAAAACACAAAUAUCACUCAAAUAUAUUCACAUAUAGCAGGCAGCAGACUCUCCUCUUGUGUUCGGACACAUUAUUUUAAGACUGGUCUGUAAUCUUAGCCCUUCUUUUUGGAUUUUAACUAGUCUAAUUCAAGUUGGACUGACAUAUUUUAUCCCUAAAACAUUAGCCACCCUUUCCCCAGGGUACUUAAGAACCAUGAUAACAGUCAGUGACACCUACUGACCAGUUCCACCAAAAAGAGCAAGACUUGGCUCAUAAAUUGUGGUUUGUUGUAAAGCGAGUAAUUUAGAAGGGAAAUAGUUUUUAGAGAGAGCAGUAACAUAUUGUAAAUAUGCCGUGAGGACAUAAUUGAGUCGUUUUUAGAAAUGUAAAUCAUGUUUUUUUCCCCAUACAAUAUUAUAUCCAUUCUUUGGACAGUGACACCAUAUUUACUGAUAUACCACAAACAAGACCGAUACAAGACAUAAACAUAAGCCCAUUUAACACAAUCCGUUACAUUUCUAUGUUUACAAAAAGCAACUAAAAUAUGAAUUGACAAUUUCAUUACUAAGCUCUUUCAGACAUCUAAAUUAAAAACACACAUACUCGGUUAAUAGAAUAAAUAUGAAGUGGCAAUUUCAAACUAAGGGUGAAUCUUAAAGAUGACGAUAUGUAUCGAUAUUUUCCCUUUGUAUUCAUAAUAUUGGAUUGUUGAGGAUUGAAUCGAUAUAUAUCAGUGCAGAUCAAUGUACACGCCAGAUCAUUUUGAUGUUUUCUGCUGCGAAUCGUUUCUUGUCUCGUUCCACUCGUUGCAAAAUGUUUGCUGUGUCAAUUCAACUGUUUAAUUACUCCAGAAGACAAACAUUUCCUGCCGGAGUAAACAGAGCUGAGCAGUUCGACGCGGUUACUCAACCAAGGUAAAGAUUUCGAGGGUCAGUUGUGGGGAAAAGUACUUCAGACUCAAAUAAAUACAGCCUGAUAUCAUAAGAUCCCAUCUUUAAAUACAAUCUCAAAACAUGCAUUGAAAUGCCAAGUGUUGCUGUAGCCUCUGACUCGGUAUUGGCCUGGAGGACAAGUCUGAGAAGGGAAUAUUUUCACAGGGAGUUAGAAGCGAGGGCAAACUGUCUCAAAACUUUGCUGAGUGACAACAUGAGUGCAGUGAUGUCUCUCAUGGGGCGACGUAACAAGUUUGCACUGGUUCUGGCUGCAAGUGCUGGGUCACGUACCGGUUGUUCCCUUGGUUUGGUCAUCUCAUGCACGUGUAAAAGGUUUUAGAUCUUCAAAGCAGCACGCUUUGAUUUCACACGUCUUGCAAGCGCUGCUUCCUGUUUUGCAUCCGGCGAGCCUGAAUUUGAGACCAUUUUCAAGUAUAAUUUAGCGCACGUGUCUCACUGCAUGUCCCCACCACCUCGUCUUGAACCCCAAACCACACAACAAUAAAGUCAUUGAGUAGAUUUACAUUACAAUAGCCAGAGGGACCGCUUACCUCUGUGACCUCGCACAAACACGUUACACACCAAGAUUGUCUUGUGCCACUGUUCCAAAAGUCUAUUUUUCUGUUCAUGAUUGGCUUUUUUUGUCAUUCACAUGGACUCUGUUUCACUCAUACAAAUAUACACAUCUGCUCCACAAUACUGCCCUCCUUCUGAAUUCACAAAAGGCAAUUUCAGUAUUACUUGUUGACUUUUGCAUCAAAGUAUGUGUUUUUUAAAUUUGAGAAUUAUUGGGGUAAAAAUCGGUCCAGGAUGAGGGUAUGUACUUUAUAGCAUCAACUGCCUACACCAACCUGCUUAUUGAUAUAAUCAUUGACAGCUUUUGGUUCCCAAGAUAGUCUUGAUAAAUACAAACACUAGCCAAACUAGCCAUGGUAGAUGUUUUCAUAUUUUGUAUCUACUAUUUACAUGGCAAAACUGUACAGCUCUUCCUUUUUGGGUGAAGCAAAGAUGGAACAUAGUAUUCCUAAAAAAAGAAGAAAGCGUCUAUGAUGGCUACACCGCUGGCUUCACACUCUCUUUUAUGCAUCGAGUAAGAGACAAACACUGCCACCUGCUGUUCAACAACAAGUUAUUUUCUGAUAAUUCAACGUCAUGAAGAGGUACAAUCCAACCACCUGGUUUUUUUUUCUGUCAAAUGGCACUCCUUACUGUAAAACCCUGUAAUGUCAAGAUGUUUAACAAGGUACCAGCAUCGUUUUGUGGGUUAUACUCCAGGUACAGUACUUUAUGUAUUAUUGAGAAUGUCAAAUGUGAAAUGCCAUUGAUGUACAUUGUUAUAUAUACUGAGUAUGUAACACGCACUAAGGCAGUUGUGAAUUGCUGCAUUUUACCGUCUUAACUGGCCUACUAUAUAAAUAGGACAUUGUUUGAUAUUGGAUCUUGUGAGUUGAAAUUGCAGAUGACUUCUUCUCUCCUUCUUCUUCCUUUUUGAGUUGAUCUUUCCUUUAGAUGUGUCCUGUUACAAGGAUGUAAUUUGAUUAUAGGUUCAAUAUGUUUUCUCUGCUAAUAAAGAAGGCUAUUUUUUGUACAGUAGGAAAUCAUGAAAACGUGAUUGUGACCUACUUCUGUUGACCUAAUCAUUGAGCUAAACACAGUACGUCAUUAUCCGUGUUGUUUUUGGAUGAGUCACUUAUAACGGUAACUGGACCAGGCGGUAAUUGUAAUUUAUUCACAGUGCUUUUUGAAAACAGAAUGAGUUACCAGAGUGGAGACAUGGAUUAAAUCAUUUGGAGAGAACCAGGUAGUGUUGUUUUUUUUAUCACAAAAAAGAACAUUAAAUUGUAUCUCAGCCAUCUGCGCUGAAGUAGGCAAAAACCGGAGCUGUUUAAACCCUCUGUGACUGACAGUCGAUAUCUUACAUCAUGGAAACUCAUCUGGCAGAACUUACCGAAAGUUGUCCACGAUGCAGUAAACUCCAUCCAUCUGGUACUCUUGAGAGUGUUCAAACAAACACCGGAAAUUACUUACAAAUACUGUUUGGCCCAGGUGAAGUGCAGAGCUGCAAUCUUCCUCCUUCUUGCUCCCAUUCUGAUAAACAGCUUAAAGCAGAAGUUUUAGCACAAAUGAGCCCACUGCCUGACUCCUCCUGGAGUCCAUUACACAGUUGACGUCUUACCUUGUCACAUUUCUGUUUGUGUGAAGAUGUCACGGAGGACAUUGUUGGGAUUUUUGGAUUGGCUGUUUAUAAGUAUAUCCACAUAUAUAUAAAUUCGUCACCGCCACUGACAUCUCGACGAACACAGCACCCCACCCAAAGCCUUACAGGAAAGAUUGAUUCUUUAGAUUGUUUUUUCAAUUUGUGUAUCUCACUUCACACAGUAGGAAGGGACGGCUCCCUUACAGGAUGAGACAUUGUUGAAGUGCACUUGAUUUUAAAUUGCAAUGUUAUUUUUCUUACCUUGGAGAAGUCUCUUCUUUCUUACGUUUAAGAAAUAAAUGGCUGAGGUAUUAACAUCU